Molecule: messenger RNA, 3324 nt
Organism: Lobosporangium transversale
Lineage: Eukaryota; Fungi; Mortierellomycota; Mortierellomycetes; Mortierellales; Mortierellaceae
Exons: 8
Coding region: 134-3247 (1037 amino acids)
Biological process (GO): protein folding in endoplasmic reticulum
Cellular component (GO): EMC complex
Molecular function (GO): protein binding
Source: RefSeq, a predicted model, not a curated record
CGAGGAUUAAAAACAAUAUACAAGAUCUCUGAACAUCAUCCGGACGAGACGCUUGGAUCACUAAAGAAAUUAUUACAGACCAUUGUAUUUAUUCUAUCGCAUCUGGCGCAGGGACUCGUUCACAUAAGCCGGAAUGACUCCAUCAUCUUACAGGGGGCGACACGUCGUCAGUUGGGGGCUGAUCCUCUGGGUCUUUGUGCUUGCUUUAGUGAUCACCCCUAUCUUCGCUCUUGACGAGACUCAAGCUGGUGUCAUUGAUUGGCACCAUAGAUGGAUCGGUACUCCACACCUUUCAGCAAUCCCUCGAACUACCAGAGGAUCAAACACCUUCUUUGCUGCUACUGAAAAGAAUGUCGUCGCAGCUAUCAAGGCAAAAACAGGCGAACUAGUCUGGCGUCAAGUGCUUCGCGAUGAUGAGCCCGUGCACGAAAUACGUUCUAUAUCUGGACAUGUCCUUGCACUUACAGGAACUAAAGAAUUUCACGCCCGCCUUCUUGAUGGAAAGUCCGGACAAGUCAUCUGGGAUUUUUCUCCAGCAGGUGAAGGCAUUGUCCCAGGACUCGCCUUUGGUCAAGCUGUCACUGUCACUUCCGAAGACUCUAAUUUGGUUAUUUUGAAUCAAGGCACACACGUCCGUAAAGUGAGCGCCAAGGCUGGCACAGAGCUCUGGCACUGGAAGGCUGAAGAGGGAUCUGCAACAACAUUUUUUUCAGUAUUAGAAGCCAAAGGUUUUGACGAUCAUGGCGAUAUCACCUAUGUGUUAGGGCUCCAGCGCAACGUUGCUGCAUUCACACUUGAAGCUGUAGCUCUUGACUCGGCAACUGGAAGUCUUAUCAAGACCUUCAACAUCAAAUCCAACAUCGAUAGCUUUGAGGACAUCUUGACUCUUGGUGGUGGUUCGGUUGUGAAGAAUGGGUACGUGGCUUGGUUAGAGCAGGACUUUUUAAAAGUCUUGACCCUCGGAACCAACAGAGUCACACAGUUAAGUGUGAAGACUAUCCUAUCUGAAGUCUCUAGUUUUGAAGAGCUGGUGGGCAAGCUAGAAACGGUUAACUUAGGAUUAGCCGAAGGCAAUACCAAAUUCAUAAUCGGUGGAACCGUUGGUGAAUAUCAUGAUGCUAAGGGUAGCGUGCUUUUUGACAUUGAUGGAGACUCUGGAGAAAUAGAAAUGAUAUCGGACUUUGGUGUACGUACUGGCUUUUCAUCGUACACAGCGGCAACUAAGCCUGGAACUAGUGAGGUUGUAAUAUUGAGGGCAUUCCGCGAAGACGAAGAACAUGGAGCCUUUGAGUUGUAUGAUGUCUCUGAAAACAAAAUCAUUCUUCACCAGAUCUUACCACUUCCUUUUGACACAUACUCUCACUUUUCCUUCGUCGCCCUGGAGCUCUAUUCCAAGGGUCAAGGAACUCAGCAUCGGUUCUAUUUUUCAACUCUGGAUGGAUCCUUCCAUGCAUACUCAGAUGUUGAAUCAGAGCGCUGGCAGCGUGAAGAAGCACUCGCGAGCGUUAAGGAUGUCGAGUUCGUGGACUUACCUGAGCGCAAACUUUGGACACAGGAUGUCGAUGAAGCUGGUCAUACCAAAGCAGCAAAGAACCUGACUAUUGUUGAGCGCUAUGUUGAGCGACUGCGUAAUCAUAUUAUUCAACUCAAAGAUUUGCCAGCUUUCAUCAUUUCCUAUGCCAAUCCUUCGUCCUUGUUUACUAAAUCACCCAUCGCAGCACCGUAUUCUGAAGUUCAAAUCAAUUCCCUCAACAAAACCAUUCCACCUUUAUAUCGCGACCAAUUCGGCCUCCGUAAAAUCUUAGUAUUCAGUACUGAGAAGGGUAAGGUUGUUGCUGUCGACUCUGGAAAUAAAGGCCAAAUCGUUUGGAGCCGAUACUUUCCUUGGGGCCAUGAUAUCAAGAAUAUCAUCCUUAUCCGCCACGCCAAUGUUCGACUUCCUCCUGUCAUCGCUAUUAUCGCCGACACUUCAGACGGUGGCGGUAACAAGGUCAUGCGCACAUAUCGUCUUAACGCCUUGACAGGAAAGGACUUUGAGUCGGACAACUUCCACUUCCCAGCGGCUGCUUGGAUUCCGGCUGGCUACUUGAGUGCUCUUAAAUUACCCAUUGAGGAUCCUGAGCAGAAAACACAAGUAUUGGCUCUUGUCGAUGAACGUAUGCACAUCACAACAUAUCCUGGUAUUGAAGCUGCUCAGGAGGCCUUCAAGGCUCUUUCGGACGAUUUUUAUUUUAUGUUGAACAAUAAUAUUGGUGAUAAAGUUCUUAAAGGGUACAAGGCUAUAGUUUCUUCGGAUAUGGAUCGUAUGGAUGUGGAACCCAUUUGGAGCAUCCCCUUCCCGGCUGGAGAGGAGAUUGCAGUCCUUGCAGAGAGACCUUCGUACGAAGUCAUGGCGUCAUUGGGACGGGUCCUUGGGGACCGCGGAGUACUCUACAAGUAUCAAAAUCCCAACUACGCAACAGUGAUCACCGUCAACAAGAAACCAAAACAUGGAACGGCACCAUACCUUACAGUGUAUCUCGUUGACAUUGCUAAGGGCAGCAUUCUAUACCAGGUUACUCACGACAAUGUAGGGUUGAAUCAGCCCAUCCUCGCAACACAGUACGAGAAUAAUGUCGUAUAUACUUUUUGGUCUGAGGGAGAGACUUCGACAUCUGCUAAAGGCUACCAGGCCGUAGCAUUGGAGCUUUACGAGAGUCAGUUCCGCAAUCAGCGCACAAAAAGUGAUAUCUUUUCCUCAUUCGCUUCAGAACGCCCCCAUGUCAUCGCCCAGUCAUUCCCGUUCCCACAUUCUGCCACUGCUAUUGGCGUUACAUCCACCAAGGCUGGGAUCUCGGCAAAGGAUAUUCUCUUUGGACUUUCAAGGCAAUCAGUUAUGGCUCUUAACAAACGGUUCCUUGAUCCUCGUCGCCCAACAUCUGCACUUACGGCCGCGGAGAAGGAGGAAAUGCUGAUCCCUUACUCCGCUUUACCGGAUGAUCCUCGGCUUUUCCUGUCUUAUGAUCUCGAAAUAGCAGGCAUUAAGAAGAUUGCGACGUCACCUACACUUCUUGAAUCGACCACAAUCGUAGUGGCCUAUGGACAGGAUGUAUUUGUGACUCGUCAUGCGCCUUCAAAGACCUUUGAUAUUUUGAAUGAAGACUUUUCAAAAUCGCAGCUAAUGCUCACUAUCGUGGUUUUGGCGGGUGUAUUAUUUGUCACUGCUCCAAUGAUGCGAAAUAAGAUUCUCAAGGAGCAGUGGUAUUGAAGACGAAUAGAGAUUUCAGCAAAUAGUAGAACUAAACUUCUGCAUUAAAAAAAUAAAACGCAUUAUCUUUCUUAAGG